Perkinsus marinus ATCC 50983 is the source of this 2217-nucleotide messenger RNA. Its product is annotated as cyclin 6 pcl7, putative. Bases 24 to 791 code for a protein of 255 amino acids. Gene Ontology annotation, molecular function: protein kinase binding. The record is from RefSeq and is a predicted model, not a curated record. The transcript has 9 exons. Lineage: Eukaryota; Perkinsozoa; Perkinsida; Perkinsidae. Gene Ontology annotation, biological process: regulation of cyclin-dependent protein serine/threonine kinase activity.
CAGGUUCUUGGGGGUUGCUGUCUAUGUCAACUCUGAUCGCCUCGUCCCCAUGGGGCCAGUCGGACUCCGUCUCGACUACUACUGAUGAUCUCAGCCUUCCGGAUCAUCCCUCCAAGUUAUCGGCUAGACCCUUUAGUAGGAAGAAUGGGGCUCUUUUAUAUACCACCAAAACUACUCAUUAUCAACGACAACAACAAGAACAACAAGAAAAGGAAGAUAACUCUAUAUCGAGUGGUAGGAUACUAUCCUCUUUUUCCAAACUCCUGGCUAGAAUGGUCCAUCAGAGUGAGGCAGCUACUGAGUAUUUUGGACCAGGACAGUUCACACGUUUUCACGCCGUUCGAGUCCCGGUCAUCUCUGUCGAGGCUUAUUUCAAACGUCUUAUCAGGAAGUUCGAUUGUUCUACAUCUAGCGUCAUUGUAGCCCUGAUUUACAUUGACAGAGUUCGUAUGGGUCGAAUAAAUGUGUUCAGAAUCAACUCAUAUAGUAUCCACAGGAUUCUCCUAUCAGCUCUUCUGGUGGCCACGAAGUUCUAUGAUGAUUGUUAUUACAGCAACGCGAAUUAUGCCAAGAUGGCAGGGAUCCGCUUGCAUGAGUUGAACUCUCUUGAAGCGGGCUUCCUUAGGCUUAUAAACUGGAGCCUGACUGUCACCCCCGAACAAUUCGAAGCGUAUAGAACCUUACUCGAGAUUCGAGAUUUGGACGCCGAAGUAUACUCUAACUUGGACACUUCAGGAGGUGAUAAGCAGUUGGUGUCGUCAGCCACGUUUCACCUCAGCCAUCUACUCUAACAACUGCGAUGGUAUCCCUUGUUGUCCUAUGCUUGCUACAUCUGAAGUGCUGAGUUCUUAUGAUGACGUCAUUUUGACGGAGAGUCUAUAAACCUCCGUCUGUCUUGAAAACCACUAAUGAAUGCUUUUUGUAUCGGUCACUUUGUCGAGACCGAAUCAUUGUUACUAUUGAGCUGAAUCGGUAGACUUAUUGCUAUGGUGAAUAUAUUCAUCACCACUGUAGAAUUGCCACUGUAUCCCGCAUUCUGUUCGUAUCGAGAUUUUCGCCAGGGAUGCCUGCCUGAAGCAAUUCUGGGCAACGUUUCUGUCGUUGAAACGGUGCCGGGUAUCCUUUCCACUGAGAUGGAUCGAUUCCCCGACUAACCAUAUGAUAAUCGUGGUGGGCAUGUUUUGAAAGCUUGUGGGGAAUAUUAGACUUUCCUCCAGUUGUCUUGAGGAGUAGGUCUUUCUUUUUGAUGAAGAACGAGAAGUUCUCAGCUGCACAGUUGACUAGUAAACCUGCGACAAGUAGACGGCUCUAGUCUUCAAGUGUCAUCACAUUGUACUAUUCUCGGUGGAAAUGAAGAAAAGUAUUGGUUUUUAUGGCGUUCUCGGGAUAUCAACCCCGAAAUGUCAAUAUAUUAUCAACUAGGUCGUUAUUGAGUUCUUUUUCUCUUAUCCGCGACUCAUUGUUUUUUUCAUUAAAGUUUUCAUACCUCUUCUCUCUCUAACUAUCGAAUUGCUGUCCCACUGUAUCCGUAUCAUUUCUGGGAUUGUAUCGGCAUCUGUGGUUUUCUCAUUGGCUCAUUCAUGCAGUAGUUGUCCUACGUUGCUGCCCGUAGAUAUUUGCUGUACGAGAAGAAAUUGUGACUUAUGUCAUUAGCCUGGAGAGCUCCUGAGGCACGAAGAAGGUUUUGUCAGAGCUGAGCUUGUGAGCAACGUUGAGAGCAGUAGCAGCCAAGGAGCGUAGAUGCACGAUUUGUCAUUGGUGGAAUUGUGCCUAUCACUGACGAUGAAAAAAGAUGAAGAAUUAUCUAAGAAAAUUGUUUAUUAUUUUAGGCUCUUUCGACCUAGUAUCUUUGAUGGUUUCAUUGCCAUUUUUUUCUGCCGUCAUUACUCAUUGAUGCACAAACAUGAUUUUGGUGUGCCACUGCUACCACUCCAUCACCAACUCUGACCAUCACUGUUACCAUUUCAAUACGUUUAAACGGUCCACUAUUACUACACACGUGGUUGCCACUACUGCGACAACAGCUGCUAUCGACUCCUAUAUAGUGUAAGGAGCGUCGCUUGUCGCUAGAAUGACCUUUUUCACACCAGCGCUGGUGGUUUGUUGUAAUUCUGAACUUUUCGCAACUUGCGACCGGCUUCAAGGAUGUAAUGGUUAUCCUAAUGAUGGUAGAAGCGGUUAGAGAGACGGUGGAAUCGUGGACACACUCCUUUUCGA